AUGGCUGACGCUGCCAACACGAAGGUGGACGAGGGGGCCGAGGCCCCCAAGGCGCAGGGGCCAGUCAAGCCGGAGGAGGUGGACGAAGAGGCUGCGAAGGCAGCGAAGAGAGCCGAGAUCGUGGCCAAGGUGAAGGCCGCCCAGGACCACGAGUUACGUGAGAAGCAGGCCCGGUUGGAGGCGUUCAGGGAAGCGAAGAAGGAGGACUCCCGAGAUCGCCGAGAAGGGCACGGCGUACUUUGGGGAGCACGCGGGCAUCCACUGCGACGCCUGCGCCACCGUGCCCAUCUUCGGAUACCGGGACGGGCGGGCCUCUGCAAGUCGUGUUCGGCGCACGACAUCUGUGAGAGCUGCUACGACGCGUGGGCAGGCGGCGACGGUGUGAUGCCGAACAAGCUUAGCAUGCAGGUGUUGAGCACGAACCCUGCUGAUCAUUCCUUCAAGUUGCACAAAGACCAGACUUUCAAAUCUGUCGUCAAGGGGGACAAGACUACAGUGAAGUCAGAGCCGAAGUUGAAGCCUAACGAUACCUGCAGCUGCGGCUCGGGCAAGAAGUACAAGGAACAGUUGUGGGCACCGUUCGAGGUCAGCAUGCAGCAGACGUCUAGCGUGGAGGAUUGCCGGCGCAAUAUUCUGUGUGCCAGGGGGCGGCGCCAGGUCUUCCAGCUGGCCGAGUGGUUCCCGGAAUGGCUUGCGGGAAUAGUAUCGCGGCUGCUGCGCCGCGAGUGGCUGUCACGCUUGUGCGCCAGCGAUGUCUCGCCGCGGAGCUUCCACCUCGCAUCCAGUGCUCACCGCGAAUGGCGGCUCAUAGCGGAGCUGCUGCUUCUGGUCGCCCUUCUGCUCCUCUCCAACCCGCUGGUGCUGGCGCGAGUGGUGCUGGCGACCGACAACCAGAUGCAAUCCAUCAACACGACCCCUGGAGAGAGUCGGCCGCUCUAUCCCGUGGUGCUGCUGAAGGACUUCCUCACAGCUCAGCUCGACUCGAAGUUGGCAUCGGUCAAAGCAGAGAUCAUCGGCGAGUUCGCAACCCAGCUCAAGGGUCCCCUUGGCGCGGUGGUCGGACAGCAGCAACAACGGAACGCGCAUUUCACGGGUCAGACCCAGUCACUACAGGCCACAUCGUCGAAGCUCGAGGCCGAACAAGCAGAACUACGUGUUCAAAUUGCAGAAAUGCGACAGCGGCUAUACAUGCAGGAGGCACAGAUCCCCAUCAAGGAUUACGAGAAUCUCAUCGAAUGGGACCGACCAGCAGACACCAGCAUCAUUGUGGGCACGGCCGCGGAGAACUUCACGCUCGACGAGUUCAAGGCCAGCAUCCAGCCCAUCAUCGACAGAUGCGAGUUCGGCGACGGCGAGUGGGAGGCAGUGGGCCAGAGUCCAGCGCGACGAUUCCUCAUCGAGUUCAGUGGCGACGCGAAUGCCUCUGCCCGGCGUGUCCGCACUUUCUACAGCAAGCUCAAGGGCGCUGACGGCGAAUGGCUCAACACGAUGGUCAACAGCGUCCACGGGAUCAUCUAUUGCAACAACCUGCCCAUCCUCUCCAUCUCCGUGGGUUCCACAAAGGACGGGCCGACCAAAUUACUCUUCAACUACCAGGGCUGCCUCACGCACGGUAUCAACAGGGAGGACGUCCGCGCGAAGUUCGAAGAGGACCCGCUCAAGCGCAAGAAGAAGGUCACCCACAUGCUGCAGGUGCUCAACUCCACGUCGGUGCUGGCCAUGCAGGAGGUGCACGGCUCUGAGACGGAGCUAGCCCACACCCUGCACCUUGGCCACAAGUCUGCGGCCAUCUUCAUCUCCAUCCCUGAGCGCGGAACGGGAGGCGUGGCGACUGUGCUUCCUGGACUCUCGCAAGAGGAGGCGGCUGAUCCUGACCGCUUCCGUCGCACCGCACCUGUCCCUGGCCGCGCACAACGUCUCCAAAUCAAGUCGGAUCUCGCUGGUGCACCCGAGGGCGCUCAGCCGUCCAUGGCGGUGAUCUACAACGUUCACAACUUCCACCUCGCGCAGGAUCAGGUCCAGCGCACGGUGGGCACGAUUAGGGCGGAGCUCAGCGUCGCAGAGCAGCGGCCCGAGCGCAUCACAGCCAUGAUCAUGAGCGACUUCAAUUUCAUGGAUGAGGCCCCGCUGGAGAUGACGGCCCCGCUCGUCAACAAGGGGCUACCCAGGCUACGCAACGUCCACCCUGAACAUCAGCUUCUCUGGGAGCAGGCGCCGGGCGACAUGGUCGAGGUGGACCCCGAGCUCCACGCGCACUACACUGAGCACUCCCAGCAGUGCGCGCGCAUCGACAAGAUCUAUACCAGCUCGCCGCCGUGGCUGUUGACACAAUGGUGCGCGAAGGUCGACAUGCCCAUGGCGCCUGACAUGCUCUAUGACAAGGGCAUUUCGGAUCAUGCCCCAGCACGCCUACGCCUCUCAGCCCGAGCUCGCGCAGAUCGCGAGUCGCAGCCGAUCCCGCAGUAUAUCUUCGAGCACCCUCUUUUCAUCAAGUACUUUGACCUGCUGGUCAGCCAUGCCGACCUGGACAGCUACACGCCCUGUGUGCGCCUCCAGGAGCUCAAGCGCCUGAUCCGCGAGGCGGCGCGCCUUACCCGCAACGACCUGACAGACGUGCAUGCGCCGUGCUCGGCGGCAGCUCUCACCACUUGCAGAGCGAUCUCGAGGGCGGUAUGGCGCAAUGACUGGCAGAGCGCACGCACGCUAAAGGCGCGCACUGAGCUCGGUGACCAGUUCUUGGACAUCUCUGACCCGAACAACAUUGCGCUGAUCGAGCCUGGCACGUUUCGCCGCGUCUUCGAGCAACGCCAGAAGUCGCGCCAGGACCAGCGCACUGAGGCCCUGCUGCAGGGGGAGUCCGCCGCUGACACGCCCUUCCAGCAGCGGCAGCGGCUCCGCAAGAUGAGGAAGGCAAUCCAGAAGCGCGGCAAGCUCUGGGCCCCAACGGGCAAAACCCUCAAGCUCAAGGCUAUCGGGGCGAUGCACGACCACAGCACCACGCAGACGCCUGCUGCCAUGAUCGAGGAGCUCCGUCGGCAGUGGUCCCCAGUCUUUCAGGCGAAGCCAAGCCACCUCCAGCACGUAAAGCGCUACCUCGAGAAGCACAUCGUUCCGUAUGAUUGCACGGACAUGGACAUCCCCAGUUUGGGUAAGAUGAAGAACCUGAUCAGCAGGCUCAACAACUUGGCGCCUGGACCUGACGGGAUCCCCUACAUGGCCUGGAAGCGGAUCCCCUCGUCGGCGCAGCUCAUGCUCGACGUCACCAUCGAGAUCAUGCAGGGCUACCCUGUCCCGCUCACCUUCAAUGACUCGCUGAUGAUCUUCACCCCUAAGGGGUCGGAGCCUGCUGACGAGCAUGGAGCGACGAGCGUCUUCUACGCGGCGGAGCUCUUGGCGCGCCUGGUGCUCAAGACGGCGAAGUGCAAGAUCAUCCCGUUGGCGGGCUCCUUCUCGCCGGCGGUCGUGGACAGGGUGCGCGCCAAGAUCGAGGCGCUGGUCCCGAAGUGGAGCGGCAUGACGAUCACGGACAUGGCUGAAUACCUCGGGGUGCUGAUGGGCCCGAGCGUGGAUAACCUCAAGCGCUGGCAGAAACUGGUGGCGGGCUGGCAGCGCGCGACCAACCUGAUAGCGGAUACGAAUGCUCCGACUUCGACCUCGCUGAUGCUCUACAACCCGAGGGCGGUAACCAAGAUCUCCUACUUCAGCCAGCUGUUCCUGUGGCCGCCCAAGAUGAAGCGCAAGGAGAACUGGGCUCUUCACCGCAUCUGGCACCUUCCUCCUCAAGCGCUGCCACGAGAUGAUCUACUUCGCAUUGGUGACUGGUCGUCCUCGCUGAAGGCGGUCUCGCUCGAGGUCAGCAACAGGGCCGCCCUGAUGCGCAGUGCCACGGACUCGGUGAAGAACUGGCCGCACUGGUCAGCCAAGCUCAAGGAGGCGGCGGCGGUGGCAUUGCCCUUCUACGACCUGGCGCUGGGCAUGCAUGCGCCAUCGCACUGGCGCUCUCCGCCGAUUGCCCUCACCUUGGAGGAGGCAGCUGGCGGCUUCACGAACGACCCGAACGAGCUGGUGGCCACCGUUUGUGGCCAGGCACUGAAUGAGUGGCGCGCGGAAAAAGCCCGCCUGAUGGUUGCCCGCCCGAAUCCACGCUUGCGCAUGCAGAAGCACAUCCACUCUCACCUUGUUCCCUCACUCCUGGUUGAUCGCCUCCCCUCGACCUUCCUCGCCCGCCUCAACUCCUGGUCGACAGAAUCGCAGCCAUAUGUGCAAGCACAGAUCGAAUGGGAGCCGCUUAAAGUGCUGCUCAAGUCUGAUUUCUCUCCUGCGUCUCACUCCGCCCUCCUCGAGACUUGGGCGGGGGGAUGGGCCACAGGCCGCCGCCUGCACUCGCGUGACAAGAGCGCAGGCGGCCCAUGUGUUUUCGGCUGCAAGCAGGGUGAUGUUCCUGAUGCAUCUGACUCCAUUUCUCACUACAUGCACUGCGCUCACAUGUCGCACGCUGUCUGCACGGUGUGGCACGUGCGCUUACUUGCGCCGAGCUCGCUUCCUGCUCGUCUGGGCCUCUGCAGCGGAGAAUCGGACGAGUAUCCUCAGCGUGUAGCGCUGGAACGCACCACCAUUGCUUUUCAUUUGUACAACAUUCAGUCGAAACUGCCGCCAGGGAAGUGGAUACUCCCAGAGCCUGUGCGCCUGCGGUGCGCCCGCGGCUCUGCUGCGGUGUGGCCCGCGUGCGCAGGCGCUGGCAGCUCCGGCGGCGCUCUGCGCGGUCGUGCCCCCGCUCGACGCGCCAGGCGCGCACAGCCCCAGCGCGCGCGGUGCCGGGCGCGCGGGGGGGCCGCCGCCGCGGCGUGCUGGGGCAGGCGGCGAGGCCAGCGUGGCUGCGCAGUCCUGGGCGCGCCGCGCCCUCCAGACGGUGAGGGAAAAUGGGCCUGGAUACUUCUGCGCGCUGUGGUUCGUCUCCGCGAUGCACGGCUUCGGCCUGUUCGCGAUCAGCUGGGCCCUCUUCGUGAGGGCGACGGGGGCCAGCCCGAUCAGUUUCGAUGCCCGACUUCCGGUCGCGGUGAACGUGGCGCUGUUGCUUCUCCGACCCAGCAGGAUGAACCCGAAGUAUGUCGUGUACCAUUUGGCUGUCUACGUCAGCCUCAGCUGGGUUACUCGGCCGGCACGCUUCGCUGUGGCGGUGCCACUGACACGAUCCACGCGGCGGCGGAUAUUCUAACCGCUUCUUCGACACCAUCCAGAAGCGCUUCAAGUGUCCCAAGUUCAUUUGGAAGGGUUCGCCGUCCGCCGCUGGUACCCCCGCUGAGGGUUUGUGGCUUGAGGGCCAACGGGCUGGAGACACGGGGUCCAUCUUGUUGCAAUCUUGCGCAUGACUCUGGCAACAGCGGAGCCUCUGAGGGUCAUGAUCGGCCUGAUGGUGGAGUCACCGCGGGCGUGGGGGCCAUCUCGGAGCCUUCAGGGCUUCGGGGGAAGCAACGGCCUAAAACACUCAGCGUUGACGUUCAUGGAGGCAAUCUUGAAGACCACCCUGGGCAAUAAAGUUCCUAGCCUUUGUAGCACCGCGUUCUGCGAGAAAGGCAUGGGCCGUGAAAACAUACCCCGAGCAGCGUUGCCGAACUGACCUACCGUGUUACGUGCUUUGUCUGGUGCCAGCUGACAAUUGUGUGCGAGCGUCCCUGGGCAAUACUCGCUGGACACAGCUCGUGGCGCUCUGGUUGGACCCUUGCGCUGUCACGCACGCUCUUCGUCCCUUGCCUUCCUCUCGGAGCUGUUUGCAUGCCAUGGCGUUUUUCUCCUUUCCGCGCUCUGCCCCCCUCGUUGUCGGCUCGCUCGCCAUGCGUGCACUAGGAGGCGCUCGCUUCGUUUUGAAGGCGGGAGUCUCGCAGCUGCGUGCGCAGCUCGACAGGCCUUGUUGCGUAGCAUUUUGGCGCAGAGUUGGUGCGCAUAGUUUGUGCACUCACUGCGCCAUGGGCCCGGUUGUCGCUGGCGCGGGGGGAGGAUUCAAACAUUCCAUAGCGUGGGUAUUCGCCCUCGUGGUUCCAUUUGUGAUAUGUUCUCCAUUUCUGGCGGCCGCAGUCUACCUCACUUGCGCAGUGGUUGGUGUGCCUGUGGUGGGGGAGUGACGCUGAGCGCUGGAAGUGGCGCGCAGGACAAUGGUGGAUUGUUUCGCCUGCGUAGGGGUAAGAGAGAGGCGUCGACGACGGCAGCGACCAUGUCGGCUUCAAUGACGACUUGUGCCCGCUGUGUCCAGACCAAGGCUGCCUCCCACGAAAUCAAUUCAACCUUUGUUAAUUUCGAUCCUGUGCGCUCUUACGUUCAAGUCGCCAGCCAAGUAAUCCAGGGAUUGUCUACGAUCGCCACAUUUUGGCAAUCGUCCAUCGGC
Molecule: messenger RNA, 6379 nt
Organism: Prorocentrum cordatum
Lineage: Eukaryota; Dinophyceae; Prorocentrales; Prorocentraceae
Source: the annotation of a GenBank genome assembly